Molecule: messenger RNA, 2724 nt
Organism: Rattus rattus (black rat)
Lineage: Eukaryota; Metazoa; Chordata; Mammalia; Rodentia; Muridae
Gene: Agbl1
Product: ATP/GTP binding protein like 1
Exons: 18
Coding region: 1-2724 (907 amino acids)
Biological process (GO): C-terminal protein deglutamylation; protein side chain deglutamylation; proteolysis
Molecular function (GO): zinc ion binding; metallocarboxypeptidase activity
Source: RefSeq, a predicted model, not a curated record
AUGGAUGUUCAAGUACCUCUGUGCUGUGCUGACUUAGAUUCCUCUUGGUAUUACCCAGGAAUCUGGGUUAUAUGGCUACUUCCCUCCUCUUGUAUUCACUGUGAAGAUACCUACCUGUCUGUGUUAUCAUUGCAGAACUCCUCCGAUAAAGCAUCCAUCCUGGCCAUUCUCCAGGUCCUCAGCGAUCUGCUUUCUGUUGGCACAGACCGGAGGAUUUAUUAUAUAAUCAGCAAAGGUGGCAGCGAAACCCUUCUGCAGACUCUGGUGGACACAGCAAGGUCAGCUUCUCCUGACUGGGACAUCCUCCUGCCUCUCUUCAGGCUGCUGGCUAAAGUUGGCCUAAGAGAUAAGAAGUUUGGACAGAAGGCACUAGAAUUAGAAGCCCUUGAUGUGACCUUGAUUCUGGCCAGGAAAAACCUGUCUCAUAGCCAGAACCUCGUGCACUGUCUCUGGGCAUUGCGUGUGUUUGCCUCCAGAGUAACCAUGGGAGCCAUGCUGGGAAUUAAUGGAGCCAUGGAACUGCUCUUCAAGGUCAUUUCUCCUUAUACCCGAAAGCACACCCGGACAAUCAGGGCAGCCACGGAAGUUUUGGCAGCGUUGCUGAAAUCCAAGUCUAACAGCCGCAGGGCAGUGAACAGAGGCUAUGUCAACAGCUUGCUCAGGCUGCAUCAGGACUGGCACAGCCGCGAUGUGACCAACACCUAUGUGAUGAUCCGCCAUGGGCUUCUGCUCUGCCUCAGGCACAUUGUCGCCCUCCGGUCUGGCAGGGAGGCCUUCCUGGCAGCCCAAGGCAUGGAGACUCUCUUCAGCAUUGCACAGACUUGCCUGGAGAACAAGGACAUGGAGCUUGUGAUCUCUGCUGUGAUUCAGAUCCUCAGGCAGUGUUACCCUGUGAGUCGCCUUCCCCUGGCCACAGCCAGCAGUGCCUACACCUUCCCUGCCCCUGGGAGCACCAGCUUGGAGCUUCCACGCCAUCUAACUGAAGAGGAUUUUGACGAUGAUGGUGAUGAAGAGAUGGACAAAGACUCAGAUGUGGAAGCUGGGAAAGAAGAUGAUGACUUGGAAACUGAUAUGAGCAAGCUGAGUUCUAAGCCUGGUCUUGACUUACCUGAGGAGGAACUUGCGCAGUAUGAUGCGAUGUGUCCUGAGCUCUCCUACAGUUUUGAGGAACUAGAACCCAAAUAUGGAGAUAAUUUGAACAUCAGAGACACUCUGCAUGCCAAUCACCACCACAUUCCAAGUGCUGCCUCUCUAAGGCAACACUGUUUCAACAGAGAGCAUAGCUCCUGGAGACAAGAAGGAGAAGACACAGUCCACACUUCCAUUCUGCACAUGGCGAAGACAGGGAAGUCCAGCAUAUGGUCAUCCUCAAAACAAAGAUCUGCAACAAAUGUGAACCAAAGCAUAGAACAAAAUGGUUUGGGGAUCGAUUCUUCUGGACAUGGUACCCUGGACAUUCAGACUCCCUUAGAACAGGCUGCUUGGGACAUAGAAGCAAUUUCUUGCCCAAGGAUAACUGCCUCAUUUACCAACUCUACCAAGCCAGAAGAAAGCCAUGAAGCAGCAGAGAAGCUUCUCCACAUACAUCCCAAGCACAUACCUUUCCAUGAUCCUCAUCUUUAUAUGGCCAAUGUGAUGCGAACAAGAUCUGCUGUGGGAUUCAAGACGAUGGCAUUUCCUGAUUUCUGGGGGCACUGUCCCCCUCCCACUGCUCAACCCCUGUUGGAUCGCAAAUUGGGAGUUCAGAGGAUCAAGAUACUUGAGGAUGUCCGGAGGCUCCUCCAGCCAAGUGAUGUUAUAAACAAGGUUGUCUUCAGUUUAGAUGAGCCCUGGCCUUUGCAAGGCAGCAUUUCCGAUUGCUUAAGGUUCCACUCCAAGUUUGAAUCAGGCAAUCUUCGUAAAGCCAUCCAAGUGCGUGAGUUUGAGUAUGACUUGUUGGUCAAUGCUGACGUGAAUAGUUCCCAGCAUCAGCAGUGGUUCUACUUCAAGGUGAGCGGCAUGAGGGCCGCGGUCCCUUAUCGCUUCAACAUCAUCAAUUGUGAGAAACCCAACAGCCAGUUCAACUAUGGGAUGCAGCCGACCCUGUAUUCUGUGAAAGAGGCUCUUCUUGGCCGACAUGCCUGGAUACGGACAGGCUCUGAAAUUUGUUACUACAAAAAUCACUACCUUCAGAAUGCAGCCGCCAUGGAUGGAGCAUCCGGGAAGCGCUAUUACACCCUCACCUUUGCUGUUACCUUCCCACACAAUGAGGAUGCCUGCUAUCUGGCCUAUCACUAUCCCUAUACCUACUCCACCCUCAUGACUCAUCUUGAAAUUCUGGAAAGAAGCAUCGAUCGCAGGGAAGUCUACUUCCGGCAUGAUGUUCUCUGCCAAACGCUGGGAGGGAAUCCAUGUCCAUUGGUGACGAUCACUGCCUUUCCUGAAUCUAACAGCGCCGAGCAUCUGGAACAGUUCCGCUGUCGUCCAUAUCAGGUGAUCACAGCACGAGUUCACCCAGGAGAGAGCAAUGCCAGUUGGGUGAUGAAGGGAACCUUGGAGUUCCUAGUCAGCAGUGACCCUGUAGCAAAGCUCUUGAGGGAAAACUUCGUGUUCAAGAUCAUCCCUAUGCUCAACCCAGAUGGUGUCAUCAAUGGCAAGUAUGUCACCUGUCUGGCCCAAUGGAUCCACUACUGCGUAUGUGUCACUGUAGUAAAAAUCCACUGCCGUCUCAUCAAAGGGGUGUAA